AUCCGCCCUGCAGAAACGCCUCCGGAUCCGAAGCCCGACGCCGCCGCGACGACCCUUGUGGAGGUAAUUAAAUAAGAAACAACAAAAAACUGCCAACAUGCCCACCAAAGUGAAGGAAACUAAGGCCGCCCCUCGAGCUAGGACUGCAGGAACACCAAAGAAGGCUGCCAAGAAAGCCAAGAAGGUAGUAAAAGAGGAAGCCGGAGUCAUGGAAAUGAAAGUCAAGGAUAUCAAAGUCGAGAAAACUGAAGUUGCGGAAACCUCCCGCACCCAAAAAGACCCCCAAGACGACCGGUAAGAAGACCCCUAAGAAAGUGGAGUCCGAGGAACCCAUACCGAGACCAAGGAAAACGAGUCCCCUCCAAAAAAGACAAAAACAGAUCUUGAGGUACCUGAUGAAAAGACUCAAAAGAAGACAGGCAAGAAGACCCCAAAGGAGGAGGAACCUGAGGAACCCAUACAGAGGCUAAGGAAAAUGAGUCCCCUCAGAAGAAGAAGAAAACAAACCCUAAUGUACCAGAUGAAAAGUUGGAGCUUGAAGGGGAGCUGUUGGACAUGCAUGCCAAGCGUAAGACUGAUAUCAGUGAGCGAACGAUCAUCAUCAGAAUGAAGAAAUUCAAACAAGAGUACAUAAAGCAGAGGCCAGAUAUGUGCAAGGACGCGCUCUUCUAUGGCAUAAAGUUUGGAAAAUUGUGCUUCGUGGUUUACAAGUCGAAGGCGGAGGCUGAGAAGAAGUUGAGUAAGCUGAAGAAAAAUCCAGAAGUGAACCAUGCAUGGCACUGGAAGCAGCAGCAGAUCAAUGCAACGGUGAAUCCAUACACAUUGUUUGUUGAGCAUUUACCAGAGGGGACUACGGAGGAGGAAUUGCAGAAAACGUUCCCAACUGCCACCACCAUAUGCUAUGAUACAGACAAGCACUUUGUCAACCUGGCCUUCUCAACCAAAGAAGAUGCUGAGACAGUCUUCAGAGAAUCCAAAAAUCUGAAGAUGAAGGGUGUGGGGAUCACUGUACUCUUUGGCAAAUAUGGCUGUAGCUGGGAGAGGUAACCCAGGAAAGGAACUGAAAAACAAUUGAAACUUUCAACGGAUUGAAAAGUAGAAACCAGAAUGAAGAGGACUUUAUUUGAAAUUCCAGUACUUAUAUGCUCAUGUUAUUGUAUAUUAAAUCUGAAUGAAUAUUUGUAUUUUGUAUGGAUGAAAGUUAAACUUUGA
Messenger RNA from Penaeus monodon (black tiger shrimp), 1212 nucleotides. RefSeq lists its product as uncharacterized. NCBI's taxonomy places the organism in Eukaryota, Metazoa, Arthropoda, Malacostraca, Decapoda, Penaeidae. Gene Ontology annotation, molecular function: RNA binding. The record is from RefSeq and is a predicted model, not a curated record.